Molecule: messenger RNA, 2237 nt
Organism: Amblyraja radiata (thorny skate)
Lineage: Eukaryota; Metazoa; Chordata; Chondrichthyes; Rajiformes; Rajidae
Product: glucose-6-phosphate exchanger SLC37A1
Exons: 20
Coding region: 227-1855 (542 amino acids)
Biological process (GO): phosphate ion transmembrane transport; glucose-6-phosphate transport
Cellular component (GO): endoplasmic reticulum membrane
Molecular function (GO): glucose 6-phosphate:phosphate antiporter activity
Source: RefSeq, a predicted model, not a curated record
CCGGCGCACCUGUUGCCACCCGGAAGAAGCCGGUUGCCAGGUGAGGGAGGCCUGGUCCUGGCCGACGCCAACUCCCAGGAUCGCCAGGGCCGGCAGAGGGACAGAAUGAUGAAGUCUCCCACCACCGGGCCUACGCGAGGAUAGACGGAAUCCUUGAAGCCGGCACUAUCUGCGACAAAGUCAACCCUUUCACUCUUGUGGGAGUUCAGGAAACGCAGAACAAUCAAUGGCACCAGUUCCAUUGGGGAUUCGCUUCCUGACUUCGUUCACAAGGGAACAAUGCUACAGAACGUUCACGUUCGUUCUCACCUUUCUGCUGUAUGCGGCCUAUCACCUGUCCCGGAAACCAAUCAGCAUUGUCAAGAGUGCUUUGCAUAUGAAUUGUUCACUGGCCAAUGAAUUUGAGCUGUACAGCUACAAGGAACACUUGAUUCAGGCUAAGCUUCUGGGAAAACCCUUUUCCAACAGCACAUGGUGCAACUGGGAGCCAUUUGAUAAAAGCAACUACAAGCAGCUGCUGGGAGCCCUGGACUACUCCUUCCUCUGUGCCUAUGCUGUUGGGAUGUACGCCAGUGGAAUAAUCGGUGAGCGUUUAUCUAUUCGCUUGUACCUCACGUUUGGGAUGCUGAGCAGUGGCUUAUUCACCGCUCUGUUUGGAAUGGGAUACUUCUACAACAUUCACAACUUGCGGUACUAUAUAUUUAUUCAGGUUGCCAAUGGUUUAGUGCAGACGACCGGCUGGCCCAGUGUCGUGACCUGCAUCAGCAACUGGUUCGGGAAGGGAAGGAGAGGCUUGAUCAUGGGGAUCUGGAACUCGCACACGUCCGUGGGGAACAUCCUGGGCUCCCUGAUCGCUGGCCGCUGGGUCUCCAGCUGCUGGGGCUUGUCCUUCCUGGUGCCGGGCAUCAUCGUCGCCACAAUGGGACUCGUUUGCUUCCUCUUCCUGAUUGAGCAUCCGCACGAUGUGAAGUGUGGUGUGACUCGGGCGCGGAAGCCGUCCAAGUGCACGAACAGAUGGGACGCACUUAAACACAGAUGCCGUGAUGAACAAAGCAAAUACGACGCAUUUAUGGCUAGUGAAGUAAAAGAUCCAGAGAGGGAGUGUUUUUUGAAGGAGAGUGAUGUCGAGGUUUUGGCCGAGUCCAAUGGUUUAAUGACCAGCCACGUUGUCACCGUCAACAGUGACAGAGGCAACAAGCCGGCCGCCAUCAGCUUCCUCGGAGCCUUGAGAAUCCCCGGCGUGGUGGAGUUCUCCUUGUGUCUGCUCUUUGCCAAACUCGUCAGCUACACCUUCCUCUUCUGGCUGCCAAUGUACCUGGCCAACAAAGAACAUAUUGAUGCCAAAAAAGCUGGAGAUCUGUCGACGCUGUUUGACGUGGGUGGAAUUAUAGGUGGGAUCCUUGCAGGGGUGAUAUCGGAUUGGACAAGGAAGCGGGCGACCACCUGUGGAGCCAUGUUGCUGCUGGCAGCCCCCAUGCUUUAUAUAUUCUCUGCGGUCGGUGACAUGGGUCUGAAAACCAUCAUUGUGAUGCUGAUUGUUUGCGGGGCAUUGGUGAAUGGACCGUACGCACUAAUCACAACUGCAGUGUCUGCUGAUUUGGGCACGCACAAGAGCUUGACAGGAAAUUCCAAAGCCUUGUCCACUGUGACUGCCAUCAUUGAUGGGACCGGUUCCAUAGGUGCUGCUUUAGGACCUUUGUUAGCUGGUCUCAUCUCCCCCACGGGAUGGAACCAUGUCUUUUACAUGUUGAUGGUGGCAGAUGGCUGUGCUUUGUUGUUGCUGUUUCGCCUGAUACUGAAGGAGCUUCGCAUUUUAGACCCAAAGACAAAUGAGAUUGAGAUGAAGGAACACUGAUGAAGGUUUGAACGAGGGGCUUUGUGACAAGCCAACCUCACGCACUGCUACUGAAGAAGCAUAUUUGCACAACACUGGAGAUGUGGCGGGCACGUGGACUGCGGUGUGCCCCUUGGCUUGGACAGGCAUCUCCAUUCACAUGCCAGCCUUGGGAAUGCAUUCCACUCGAACCUCAGAGCGGAUUGCAUCUGCCACGGGAUCACGCGAUGCCUUCCCUUUGACCCCCACCAUGAAUAGGUGCCUUUGUAGUCUGCUAGAGAACCCCGCUUAUUUAUGAGGGAAGGAGGAACUGCAGAUGCUGCUUCAUACAUAAAAAGACACAGAGUGCUGGAGUAACUCAGCGGGUCGGGCAGCAUCUCUGGAGAACGUGGAUAGGUGACGU